Trichoplax adhaerens is the source of this 1239-nucleotide messenger RNA. RefSeq lists its product as uncharacterized. The record is from RefSeq and is a predicted model, not a curated record. The transcript has 15 exons. Bases 1 to 1239 code for a protein of 412 amino acids. Gene Ontology annotation, biological process: triglyceride biosynthetic process. Gene Ontology annotation, cellular component: endoplasmic reticulum. Lineage: Eukaryota; Metazoa; Placozoa; Uniplacotomia; Trichoplacea; Trichoplacidae. Gene Ontology annotation, molecular function: glycerol-3-phosphate O-acyltransferase activity.
AUGUUGCUCUUUCUGCUUGGUAUUCCCUUAAUUUUAAUCUUAACGAUCGUGGUUAUACCAGCAUCACUGAAUAUUUCUUUUGGCGUUCGUGAUUGCUACGUCAAUACAUUGCGUAAAAUUUUCGAGUGUAGCAGAAUGCUAAGUGAAAACGAUACCAACAAGAAGAAAUUUAGUCUAGACGAUAUGCUGUCUUUUGCCGCUUGUGGCAUGCAAGCCAUCGUUGAUGAUGAAAUCACCAAAUGUUUUUCAGCUGAAGAAUUGCCUUCUUGGAAUUUGUUAACUAGAACAAAUAAAAACUACGAAUAUAUAAGUCUCCGCUUAACUAUACUGUGGAUCAUUGGAUGGUGUAUCCGCUACUUGAUUUUCUUGCCUGUCAGAAUUACCAUUUUAAGCUUGGGAUUACUUUGGCUCUGCUUAGCCACGACAUUGAUUGGGUUUCUACCGAAAUCUAGCCUACAAACGAAGCUAAAUCAUUACGCCUACCUUAUUGCCUUUCGCGUACUGGCGCGUGCAAUCUCUGCUUCUAUUAGAGUACACAAUAGAGAAAAUCGAGCUAAAGGUGGUGGAAUUUGUGUUGCAAAUCAUACUUCACCAAUUGAUGUUCUUAUUUUAUCUACCGAUAAUUGCUAUGCUAUGGUAGGUCAAAUUCAUGGUGGCUUCUUAGGGACAGUGCAAAGAAUUCUUUCAAGUUCUCAAUCUCAUGUUUGGUUUGAAAGAUCUGAAAUGAGGGAUCGAAUGACUGUGACAAAUAGGUUAAAAGAACACGUUGAGGACCAUAGUUUGGACCCAAUGUUAAUAUUUCCAGAAGGCAAGUUGUUGUUCAUCCUGUUAUACUUUAUAUUAAAUUUGUCUUGCUGUACGUGCAUCAACAACACGUCUGUAUUUAUGUUUAAGAAAGGUUCCUUCGAAAUUGGUGGAACAAUUCACCCAGCGGCUAUUAAGUAUGAUCCUACGUUUGGGGAUGCUUUUUGGAAUUCGAGUCGUGAAAGCUGGGUUCAAUAUUUAGUUAUGAUGCUUACAAGCUGGGCCAUAGUAUGCGAUGUUUGGUAUUUACCUCCUAGAAAAAUGGAGGAAAAUGAAACUGCAACCGAAUUUGCUAACCGUGUUAAAGCUGAGAUUGCCGAAAAAGGGGGACUAGUUGACCUAGUCUGGGAUGGACAACUAAAGCGGGUUGCUGCCAAGGCUUCUCUAAAAUAUGCAGAGCAAGAAAAGUAUAGUGAAAUUUUGCUAAAAGAUUAA